AAUACACUUUAAAUACCUUGGAAUCAAGAAGUAAAUAUUGGGCAGGGUCAGAACUCGUUUUCUGCGGAAGGGAUUGUCUUACGAAAUGUUCUACAAUAUUGUUGGGUUUAAAUACGCAACCUCAUUAUUGAGUUCGGAAACCGUUUCCUUACUGUAGGGAAAAACGUGCUGCUCACAAAAUGUGACGUAUGUGCUAAUGUCCAAAUGGGAUGUUUAUUUUUGUGCUCGGUCGGCUUUUCAAGAUCAGAGAAACUUCGCCAUGGUACGCCUGAACCUAAAGAUAGCCUUGAUUGCCAUGUGCGUGGCUGCGACAAUAGUCACUCUCUCCAUGUGGACGCAGUGCGGGGAAGUGGUGAUUGCGAAAACGAGAAAUCUGCCGGAGUGGGGUGCCAAGAAGGCGCCGAACAGCCAGGACUCCGUGGAUGGCGACGUGUUCGUCCGUGGGGCCAACGACGCGCAAGGAUACGAGGAGAUAGAGUGCCACAUCAAUGGGGAGUUUAGCAUCGGUUGUCGCAAGGAGGGGAACGAGAUAUACUUGCCGUUCUCGUUCCUUCACAAAUACUUUGAGGUCUACGGGAAGCUGGCGACGUACGAUGGCUACGAAAGGUUCGAGUGGUCCCACAGCUACUCGAAGGUCUACUACCCCAAAGGGAAGUACGACCCUCGCGGUGUUUUCAUGUACUUCGAGAACUACAACGUGGAAGUACGGGACAGGGUCAAGUGUGUCAGCGCCAUAGAAGGAGUGCCGGUGUCGACCCAGUGGGAGAGCCAGGGGUACUUCUACCCCACGCAGAUCGCCCAGUUCGGCCUGUCGCACUACAGCAAGAACCUGACCGAGCCGGAGCCCCGCAGGAAGCUGUUCGAGGACGGCGACCGGGAGCUGGCCACCUGGGAGAUCCCGUCGGGGGCGACCUUCGCGCGAGUCCCGGACCCCGCCGGCGGCAGCCUCGUGGUCCGGUACACCAGUCCCGACUCGCUGUCCAGCGGGGUACUGGUGAAGCUGGACCACGUGCUGGACUUUGUGCUGAGCCUGAACCUCCAGCUGAGCGGCAACAGCAGCUUCACCGUGAUCCUGCACGGCCGGGAGAAGCGGGAGGUCUUCCAGCUGCACUACCUCUGCUCCGACCUGCUCAUCUCUGCGCAGGACCAGCACAUCUACCACGGCAUCGGCCAUUACACCGGAUGGCGGAAGCUGACGCGAGACCUUAUCGUGGACCUGCAGAAGGGGUUGGCCUAUCAGAACAACCCCAAGAGGAAGCUCUCAAGGUCAAAAUUUAAGGUGGCGGCCGUGGUGUUCCGGGGCGCCGGCAGCCUGGACAACCUGACGCUGUCCUCGAGCGAGCACCUGGACCAGUUCUACGACGCGGCGCGCUGGUUCGUGCGGCACCAGGACCCGGGCACGGGCGGCUGGGCCAACCCCGUGAGGCGGCGCGUGGCGCCCGGCAUGGCUGACCUCGAGCCCGGCUGGUACUCCGCCAUGGGCCAAGGCCACGCAAUCUCGGUGCUGGCCCGGGCCUACUUCCACUCCGGGGGCGAGCGGCGGUACCUGGAGGCGGCCCUGGCCGGCCUGAAGCCCUUCCAGGUGCCCAGCUCGCGGGGCGGGGUGCUCGCCUCCUUCCUGGACCGCUUCCCGUGGUACGAGGAGUACCCCACCGCGCCGGCCUCCUUCGUGCUCAACGGCUUCGUGUACUCCCUGCUGGGGCUGCUCGACCUGUCUUCCGUCGCGCCGCCGGGUAAGGGCCGCGAGGAGGCGGCGGCCCUGUUCGACCGGGGCGUCGCCUCGCUCAAGCGCUUGCUGCCCCUGUUCGACACGGGCUCGGGCACGACCUACGACCUGCGCCACCUGGCGCUGGGCACCGCGCCCAACCUCGCCCGCUGGGACUACCACGCCACCCACGUCAACCAGCUGCUGCUGCUGGCGACGGUGGAUGCCGACCCGCUGAUCGCGGCCACCGCCGAGCGCUGGAUCGGCUACAUGAGCGGCAAGAGGGCGGCCCACAACUGAGGCGACACCCCGACCCCGCCUCGCUUGCUCCGUCGCAGUGGUUCCCCCCGGGCUAUGUAAAUGAUGCUUGGAAAUGCUUCAUGAAGAUUUGAAAGCAGUGGCUGUGACAAGAAUUUCAGUGGAAAUCCAAGGGGAGCAUCAAACUCAUCUCGGAAUGAUUUGGUUGGUUCCCCACCACUUUGCUCGGUGGAUCUGAGCUGACCGUUGAAUCUGUGAGUUGUGAUGUAUCUUGCCAGCUGAACCUCCAUUGUAAAAAAAAAAAAAAAAAAAUUUACAUUCAGUUUGCCAAGCCGAAUGAUGUGAACAAUCAUUGUUGAUCUGAUCUUAAUCAUUGCACUGCCUGUGUACAUUGUAUAAUUAAUUAAGCACUUUGUCGUAUUUUAUACGUACACACCUAACUGAUGUAUUUGUAUGGUAGCCGUGUGGUGUGUGGAGAGAACCACGUCCUUCAUAUUGUGCUUUAAAAUGUUUUUUCAAUGUUUGUCCUUCAAUUUAGUCUGUCCAGAAAAGUACAUCAUUACUCUGAUAUGACACUCACGUUAUUUUGUUUUUCGUAUUUUGGAAACGAUAGGGAGUAGAUUUGUUUUGGUCACAUUAGUCAUAAUGUGAGCUGUAAUUUGGGAUGUUGGUGUCUGGAAUUAUUUUUUUGUGCGUAUUAAAGCUUGAGUGCUUCAUCCCGUACGACUGGAAUAAGUGCAAUUUUAAGACAAGUUCUUGCUAGUUAGUAUUUCACUGUGCUGGCAAUUUUCGUCAGCUGUUUAAUCACACAUUGUAGUUUUGAUAGUGUCUUAUUCAGUGUAGUACCUGUCAGUUUUGAAGCAAAGUGGAGAAUAAUGUGUUAUGGGAAGAGGCAGCUAUUAUUUGUGAUUGUGUAUAUAUUUGAUAAAUUUAUUUAACCUAUUGUGCAGGAUGUACUGUCGACUAAUUAAUAAUUUUGAAGUUUGGGUUCACCCGUCACCAUAGUGGUUUAAUGCAUUUUCAUUUCGUCAUUUCUAAGAAAAUACAAGCAUUUAAUUUAUUAUUAAUAUUUUCAAAUUUCACUGCCUCAUACGCUCUUGUGCUAUAUGCUAUUUGUAAAAAAUUCAGCGAAAUAAUCAUAAUCAAAGUUUUUUUCUUACUGAUUGUAUUAGGAUCACAAACUAGAAAUCAUUUUCUGAGUUUACAGAGCUGUGAAAUGCCAAUAAAUGUUAUUUCUUAAACCCAUAUUUGAAAUAUUUCUUCAUGAAUAUUGGAAAUCUGAUAAAAAAAAAUAAUUGUAAUUGACGGGGGGAGCAGAACCUUAACUACCAAGUGUCAUAGUCGACCGUGUUAUUGCCAAUCAUCUGUCCUGCCCUACUAGGUCAGUUCACUCGCACAUGGUGCUGUUGAAAAGUAGCAGUUUCUGGUUUGCCAUAUGUACUUUAUAAUUAAAACAGUUAAGGAUUUUUUAAUGGGUGUGUGUGGGGGCAGGGGGAAAGAGAGUGUGGUCAUAUUAAGUAUGUGUGUGUAUGUAGUAAAUUUUCAAACUCACAUUUUGCUACUGGGAAAAAAUGUUUUCCUAUGUUUAGGGACAAGAUUACAUGGUGAAUUGUGAUAAAACCGAAAUAACACAGGAAAGCGUAUCAAAACAACUGCAUUUAACUGAAAUGCAAAUUGAUACACCGUAUAGCCCCUGAAGUGCAAGGUAGAUCAUGGAGUUAAGUACCAUUUAAUCAAAACUUAAUUCCAAUCAUUAAGAAAGUACAUCUGUUAAUGUGUGAAAUUCAAGGAAUGUCAUUCCAGACAGAAAAAAAAAUAUAUUACCAAAGUUCAUGAUUAAGAAAAAAAUUAAUUUAAUUUGUUUUAUUGUGCAUCUCUUUCUGAAUCGCUUUUAAACCACAAAUGCUCGCUUAUUUUUUUUAGUGUUCAUUUUUAGACCAAUUUAUUACAAAUUAUUUUAUCCUAAAAAUGCAAUAAAUAAAUUUGAUCACUAUUUUGGUGGAGUAAAUAUUACAAAACUUCUUUUAUAUAUUAAAAAAACACAGAAAUCUUCUUUUUGAAAACGAAAUUGGACUAAAUAUAAGAUCAUAAAAUCUUGUCUCUACCUAUGUAGUAUGGUGGGUCUAAUGUAAUGUUGGUUCUGACUGCUAUCAAACAGCACUUGUGCCAUUUAUUAUCCUGUUGAAUUUUGACUUUUAUCUUUUUCUUCUUUUUUUUUCCUUCUCCAGUGUACAUGGACACACACAUUAUUUCAAAAAACUGAACACCAGUUAAACUUUAUUCAUUAGCUAAUUUCAUUUUAAUCCUCAUCUCUUCUGCAGUAUCACUAACGUCGUAUUGCCAGUGUGUGUGACAGUAGCAAAACUAGGUUCAUCAUGAAAAGAAAUUGGUAUGUGAUAAUCAAACUAUUUUGGUGUGAAAGCCGUUGCAUUAUAAGCAGUGUGUACAGCAGUGUGUACAGUGAGUGUGUAACGUACGAAGACUUUGUUGUGAACUAUUGGAGCUACCCAGUUUAUUCGAGGAAAAAAAACUAAAUAUCUUAUUCUAUAUUUGUUGUUGGUAGUGCUAAAGUCAGCUGUUGCACAUAUGUAGGUUUAGCUGUCAUUUUAUGUAGGUUCUGUAAUGCCUUGCCCUGAAGGUAUGUACUGGUAGUGUUCCUGCUACUGUAUUAAACUUUCAGUAAGUAACUUGUAAGGGAUUAAGAUAUAUUUUAGGAUGGUGUAUUGUCAAAAUUAAUUUUUUUUUCUCUGAAAAUCUGAUGCUAGAUGUGAUUUAUGUAUCCCAUUUAGUCAUAAGCAUGAUCGAUGCAAAAAGAUAAUCAUACAUUGAUACUUAAAGAAAUCAAUUUCCUUCUUCUCCCAACUGCAAUAUAAUUAAUCUUCACUAUAUUGCACGGAAAAUAUUAAUUUCUUGUGGGGCUGAAUGUGCAAUCACUGAAUGCAAGAUUAGCUUGCAUGCACAGAAAUGAUGAAAAUAACAUUUAAAAAAAAGUAACGUUAAGCAUCAAGGAGUGAUUUGUCUCGUUACAAAUCAGGAUGGAUUGAACUAGCUUCUCGCACGGACAUUGCAAAACAAAAAGGUAUCCAAAAUUCGGUUCAUUGAUGUGUAUUGUAAAAGUAAAAAAAUAUAUAUAUAUUCUUGAAUUUUCAAUGAACUGGUAGUAACAAAAUAUUUAAAUGAUCCUACUUCAUCUGCCAUCACUUAUUCUCAUUCUCUAGUAUUUAAAAUUUUAGAUUGAAGGGAUUUUGGUUUGUUAUCCAUUUUCUUGGAGACCAUGUUGUUUAAAGUUGGGAAUAUUCUGUACAAACACUGUAACGUAAGUUUCGAAUGUAGACAUUGUUUACAUGUGUGUUGUUCUAGUGGUAAUUAUGUCGGACGUACUUCCCGUGUUAUCAUUUUUUUUAUACUACUUGUAGGGUUAUAGACGUGUUAGAGAGAGAAGACAAUUAGGAUGAUGGGUAUAGAUAAGACUGGUAUUAAGUGCACUUUAAGGCUAUCUUUAUACACAUUAUGAAAUCUGUUCGUAUAAAGCAACGUCAUUACAUCUUCCUGUGAUUUCCUCUUGGCUCCAAAGUAUGGCGUGUUGGUACCUCGCUCGUUUUUCAAGGCAGUUGAGUGGCAGUAGCAACCACGUGCUUUUAUGCCUCUUACUCUUAUUGUUGCUACGUUCUAUCUUCAGCCGGCCUGAAGAAACGAAGAAAGAUCAGGGUUGGAGCAGCUGUGGAGUAAUGGAAACACCCUGAGAAAAACCCACCAGCUCGUUUCUCACCACAUCCUUAAUUAUUACCCUCAUGCAAUCAGAAUUUUCUUAACGCUCAAAAAUUGUAGCCCUCUUAGCAAAAAAUUUUCACUUCAGAAAAGUAAGACUUGAAAUAUUACAGUUCUUGUGAAACCAAUAGUUUCUUACAUUUUCUUGGAAAACAAUUUUUUUCUGAUAUAUUCUUCUUUUCAGCCUUACAAAUGACUUAUACCUCUUCAAGUUUAUUAUUAGUGAAAAUAUUAUUUUAUCUGGUUAUAGAACUUCUAUAAUUCUUUCUAAUUCACAACAGGAAUUGACUUCCAGCUAUUACUAGUCUUAGAAUUCAACUAACUUUUUAAAAUAAUAUGUUCUGUUGUGUUCUUAUUUCGUUUUCCAAACAAACAUACAAAGUUUUUUUAGAAAUCACUUCAGUUUUAGCAUUCAUAACACCAAAGAUUAUUUUAACACAAUAUCAAUUUUGCUGUUUGUUUGAUAUCCCAAAAACUAUGAACAAUUUUUAGAUAUAAAAACAUGUAGAUAGGAAAUUAAACUGAAUAAUAUAAUGACAUUAGUAUCCAUAGACACAUAUUGCCCGUUUAAAUUAUCUUACAUUUUAUAUAUGACUAAAAGCUCACAAAUGCUAUCCUCUACAUCGUUAUAAAAUAAAUCCUGUAAAGGAAAAGAUGUACUAAUGUGAUGACUUGAUUUGAAACCAUGCAGCGUACACUCUGUACAUUUCACAGACUUAUCAUGUUGCUACCAUUACGUCAACUUGUAAGCUAUGGUAGUAGUUACCCAGUUUUUGGUACUUGAGAUAUUGAAAAUCGUAACGACAAUACUUUUUCUCACAUCAUCAUACAUUUUGGCAAUAGUUUGUGUCACCAGCACUAUUUUGUUUCCCGUUCUGUAAAUAGGUGCACAGAUAGUACAGUAUUUUUGCACUAAUUGCUGGGAGUGUUGAAUGAUAAGUGUUGUGGCCAUCCCAUAGGAAAUGCAAGUGUCGUUCAUGGUCUGUGUGUGUGAUAUUCUCUCUUCACAGCUGGGUUUGAAUGAAUAUAUUGGUUAAAGCAUUGUCAUAUUUUUUUCCCUCCUUUUUGGAACUGAUAGCAAUUUGGGUAGGUGGCAGCAAUUCUAAGAUAAGUUCAUGUAGGUACUAGCGAUAUAUAUAAUGAUGUCUUUGUUCCCCUUGUAAUGCUUUUAUUCAUGUAUAUUAUUUAACAAAAUUUAGCUUAGUAAUUUUUGCUAAUUUAAUUUUUGCAUGUGUUAUUGCCAAGGUACUAAGUCAUUUGAUCCUCUUUACAGAAAUAUGGUUCUACCAUGUAUAUAUAUUUUUUUAUCUGAGGUGUAUUGAAGGUAUUUUGAGUUAAGUUAAAUCUUGCGUACGUAGUCUUUGUGCUAUGUGGUUUUGCGGAGUCAGUUUGUGUUGUGAUCUACCGUUAUGUAUCUUUUUGUGGGUGUUUUAGAUGUUAAGAAAAUUUUUGCUUAUUUUGUAUAUAUUUACAUUCAUAAUAUUUCUUAUGUAUGUAGUUUAAAAAAAAAUUAAUGGAACUAUACUUAGGAACAGAACUUUAUGUUAUAUGUACUAUAAAUUUCCUUAGUCUGUGAUCUUUGUUGAAACUAAAGGUGGGAUAUUUAAUAACUAUGUAUGUGAUUCUCAGAUGGUUAUUGUAAGCUAUUUUAUGUAUUGUAUUGGCUGCAGCACCAAUGUACUAGAGUCAUGUUGAGAAAUUUUAAUUUUGUUACUUUUCGUCUCCAAAUUUUGCAUGUUUUUGAGCAUGUCACAUAUUUGGUAGUCUGUACUUGUAAAUAGGCCCAAAUAACAACACUAACUUAGGACCACAUUGAAAAAUGUGGAGGUAUUGACACAUAAGCAGUAUAUAGUAACACAAGUCCACGAUUUGCCCCAUCUAAAGUUGAAACAUUUGCACUGGCUUCGACAUUUUGGUUCGACCAUUGAAAUGUUGCAGUUUACAAGGUGCUCCUUUUGUUUAUUGUUCUGUUGAUAUACCAUAAAUAAGGAUGAAUAGUGUGCGGAAGAGGAAACAUUGUGGCAAAGAUCUGAACACUUGAGUCCAUUAUCUAGCACACAUGUCUAGUCCAAGUAGAGUUAAUGUGAAGUGGAAAUUUUUUUUAUAACCUGUUGUAUAAACUACGUAGUAGUAUCUGUACUUUACACAUGUACGUAACUGUAAGUAAUGUCUAGUUGUAAAAUGAGUUGGUGCAAUCAAAACUAAUGUACUGAAGCUGUUAAGCUUCAGUGGUAGUGAGCUUACUAAGUGUAAAUACAUGCUUGUUGAACCCUUGUAUUUAAACAAUCAUGCUAUCAUGGCUUGAUAUUAUAUUACUAGUCUACAAAACUAUGUAACACCACAUGGUCAUAGACUGACUAGCAAGCAGUAACACGCUCUUUCAGUUCAAAAUUCCUUUUACAUGAUUGUGGUGUAUGUUAAUGUUCAUUCAUCAUGCAUACUAAGUAAAGGAAUCUACAGACCAGAAAUGAAUUUUUUUAAAUAUGUUUCCAGACUUUUUUUGGAAGUAGAUUCAUAGAUUUUUUUUAGGCCUGACUGACAUAAAAUCUUUUUUUUUCUCAGAAUACUUGUGGCUGUUGAUAAUAUAAUAAAUUAUGAAAACAGUAAAUAUAAACAGUGCAAUCAAUUAAUCAAUUCCUGGGAUUUUUUUUGUGAGCUGUCAUUUAGGGAGUUUUCUGUUGGAGGACCAAUUUCAUGUGUGGAAUAUAUUAGGGCUUUACGAAUGCCUAGGGGCGUGUUUAUUUUUUGCCAAACGUUCCGAUUUCUCAUUAGACUGCAAUAACAAGGUAUGCCUGCGCUAGCAAUUAUUACCUUGUCCGAAAGAGAAGUCUUUGCCCUAUUUAAGCCGGGCCACUCAGGACGCGUUUGACGGCGACGGCUGUCGACUUUGCGGGUCCCUAGUAUUUUGCGAGAGGUGUUAACCGGGGAGGGGCCUAGUGGGGUAUGGAAAAGCCCCCUCCAAGUGAAAAAAGGGGGUGUUCAAGAGCCAUCCUUCGAAAAAUAACUCUCUACAACAUUUUCAAGCUAGCCUUGAACUUAAAUGUUCACAGUAUAGUUUUGCUGAUUUAUCUUGAGAAAUUUGGAUAUUCUUAUUUAAAUCCAAGUGUAAAUUAUGUUCACGUUAUAAAAUGAAUAGGGGUCUAAAAUUUAAUGACAAGCAUUCGACAUACAUGUGCGGUGGUGAUAAAAGGGCUGGCGGCUAUUAAUUGAUGUGCUGAUGGUAUGUAUACAUGUACCUGAAACAAACCCAGCCAACCACGAAACAAUUACAAUGCUACAAAGUUUUAACACCCAGCAGGUCUGGAAAUUUUUUUCCGCGAAAAAUGUGUGGCAAGUAGGACUGUCUUGUUUUCGAUUAACAAAAAAAAAAGAAACUUGUCGUCUUGAAAGAUUGAACUGCACGCAAAUGUCUGUGCAGUCUCCAAGACUUGGAAGGAAGGAAAAAAAAACCCACAUCAUUUGUCCAUUCCUCCAACAGAAUGCAUGAGACAACCGUUUAUUGACAUGAGGUUCCAUUUUUUAAAGUACCGCUGUGUGACCAGCAGCUUAUUUGUAGGUGAAGUGUACUAAUCGAUUCAUGUGUUUCAUGUGAUUCACUCAGUGGUUUAUUGUUAGGUAGUAUCUAUUCAAGUGUUUUGUUGAUUCUAAGAAGAUCAAAUUGGUAAUAUUGAAAGAAUGUAGUUAUGAAUAUAAAGGUUUAUUUUUACACAAACGAGAUUCAUUUUGCCAGUAAUUUUUUUAUUUGGUUGUCAGUAUUUUACAAAUUGAAAGUAUAUCAGUCAAAACAAUCAUAUAAGGUCUUUCACUUUAUAGUGUUAAUAGUCUUGUUUUGCCUGGAUUCUUAUACUGUGCUGAGAUGUUUACCGUAUUUACAGAAUUUUGUUGAGAAUAUAUUUUUAUUUUAGUGAAAUUAUUUUCUGUGAAAAUUUUAGACUUGAAUCCCUCCACUGUAUAAAAAUGUUGUCCUAAAAUUGUUAUUUAUAUUGCUGUAGUAUAGAAUAAAUGCCAGUUAUUUAUGAAUUUCAGAAAUGUUAUGAUUAUGUGAAAAAUGUUUAUUUGCAAGUUUAUUUUACAUAGCAAUUAGGGAAUGGUGUGAAGAAACUGAAGAUUUUCGUGUUUCUAAAAUUUAUUUUUUUAUUAUUCAGUGGUUGUUUAGAAGUUUUGAAUAUAUGAUGUGAUUAUAACUUUCUUUUAUAUACAUGUAUAUUUUAUUCCAGAAUAGGUCAAGUAAAUGUAUGGUGGUUGUUAUUUUGUUUUGGUCUCAUGUGUUGCAAACUUGAGGAUAAGUUUGUUUUGAUACCUAUAUGUGAAUUGUUUUCAGAAAUACUUCGGUUUCACAUCAACCCAUCUCAGAGUAAAGAUCUGCUUAUGAAGUGUUGUUCUCUGAUUAUAUGUGACUAAGACAAUAAAGUUGCUGACAAGAA
This is a messenger RNA of Bacillus rossius redtenbacheri, 10155 nucleotides long. RefSeq names its product D-glucuronyl C5-epimerase B (gene Hsepi). The transcript is spliced from 10 exons. Gene Ontology annotation, cellular component: Golgi apparatus. Gene Ontology annotation, molecular function: heparosan-N-sulfate-glucuronate 5-epimerase activity. Gene Ontology annotation, biological process: heparan sulfate proteoglycan biosynthetic process. The record is from RefSeq and is a predicted model, not a curated record. Lineage: Eukaryota; Metazoa; Arthropoda; Insecta; Phasmatodea; Bacillidae. Bases 197 to 2005 code for a protein of 602 amino acids.